Prionailurus viverrinus (fishing cat) is the source of this 814-nucleotide messenger RNA. It is a transcript of the gene VXN, whose product is annotated as vexin. Lineage: Eukaryota; Metazoa; Chordata; Mammalia; Carnivora; Felidae. The transcript is spliced from 6 exons. The record is from RefSeq and is a predicted model, not a curated record. The coding region runs from base 1 to 612 and encodes 203 amino acids. Gene Ontology annotation, biological process: neuron differentiation; neurogenesis.
AUGCAUCAGAUUUACAGCUGCAGUGAUGAAAAUAUAGAAGUUUUCACCACCGUGAUCCCUUCCAAGGUGUCCAGUCCAGCCAGAAGAAGAGUCAAAAGUUCUCAACACCUCUUGACCAAGAAUGUGGUGAUCGAGUCAGACCUCUACACUCCGAGGCCCCUGGAGCUGCUGCCACAUCGCAGCGACCGCCGCGACGGCGAGGGCCGCAGGUCGGGCAGGCUCCACGGUGCUCGGCAGCAGGGACCCCACCUUGCCAAGGCCCCAGCCAGACCCGUGGGGAUUUCAGAACCCAAAUCAUCAAAUCUGUGUGGGAAUCGAGCAUAUGGAAAAUCUUUGAUUCCUCCGGUGGCCCGGAUCUCCGUGAAAGCCCCAGCUGCGCUAGAGGCGACAGCCACAGGCUCAGAGAACGGAGCUGUUCUGACAAGAGGAUCCAGACAUCUCAAGAAGAUGACUGAAGAGUAUCCAACCCUUCCCCAGGGGGCAGAAGCCUCCUUACCGCUGACAGGAAGUGCUUCCUGCGGUGUCCCUAGCAUCCUCCGGAAAAUGUGGACAAGGCACAAGAAGAAGUCUGAAUAUGUGGGAGCUACUAACAGCGCCUUUGAGGCUGACUAAAGGUGACCCUCCCUAGGUGCCCUGCGUUGGCCAAAGUUCACCGUACAAGGGAAGAAAACUUCCAGAUGGGAACUGAGCCACAUUCACCUCUGCUAGUAGCUGGUCCAAACACAUCACCGCCCCUUACUAACCGAUAGCCCCGGCUUAGGAUACAGGCAAGGAACUUCCCUCGAAGGCAAAAGAAAAGUGUGCCUUCUUAGAA